AUUCAUCUUCUGAAAGGAGGAAUGGUCGUCCCUCACGGCGGAUUAAGCAACCGCUCCGAGAUGACAUGGCCCCAAAGCCCGUGCAUCCGCGUGCCGUCAGAUUCCACGGGCUAUUUGGUGAGAAUCUCGUGCGUCAGCAUUGCAUAGUGGACGAUCGAUGGACUCCCGACUCGUUAUGCAGCCAGUUUUCUGGCAUGGCCGAUUUGCUGGCCCGCUUUGCGAUCUUCAAGCGACACGAGAUAAAAGCCAAUCGACUGCGGGCCAUCCAAGAGAGCAAGCGACUCAAGUCACAAUGCCGCGACGGUGGCGCCAAGCUGCGGAACAUUAUCUCCGUGGACAAUACGAUUGCCGUGCGGAACCUACUGAUCGCGUACAAGGACAUGCAGCGUCUCUACCAAAAGAUGCCCAUCCAUCUCGUCGCAGACAACAUCAAUCAGCGCACGUUUGUCCUGCGCAAGGAACGCGAUCGUCUCCAGUACCGACUAAAUCAGCUGAAGGUCGAUUACAGGCAAAAGCUGAUGCAUCGUGCGGUACUGGAAAAUCAUAUAAAAUAUCAGAAUGAGUUCGAGCUUGCGGAGGACGUCAAGUCACGUGAAUUCAUGAAAAGAGUGGAGAACUCGCAGGUGCGCUUGAAGGCGAUCAAGGCCAUCAACAUAGCAUAUAUGAAAAUGGUGCAAGUGCUGUCCAAUGAUGCCAUAUACUAUGAGCCCAUACUGCGUUCCCUCAGCGACGAUAUGGAAGAUCAGGCGACAUUUAUUAACCACAUAAUCUAUCUGGGCACGCCGGCUAUAGCCAGGUAUAAGGAACUCAAUCAGGAGUACCGCCAGCUGGACGAUAAGUCUCGCAGGAACGUACAGGAUCAUCAGAGCAAGCUGGGAUUGCUGAAGAAAACCUCUCGCGACACAAUGGAGCUAUUUAAACGCAAAAAGACUGGCAGGAAGCUCGACGAAGUGGUAAUCCGGAAUCAUUACGUGCGGGAGACGCACGGCAUGUUAUUGCUCAAGAACGUAAACAAGGUAAUCGAGAAGGUUAUCAGGGAUCUCAAAUUUGGUACACUGUGCUCCCAAGCCAGGGAAAUAUAUCCUCGGAUGAGGAGCGGCAUUGAGUGGAACCACAAGAUGUUAGAGGUCGCCGAGUUACAAGGAAUAGGUCGAUAUAACCUUGAGGACAGAAAGACAUACGCCAUGGUGUUAAAAUCUCUACUAGCCAAUAAUCUAGGCAGCGAGGAAGUCGAGCGGCUCGAAAAAAUUAAGGAGUUGAAAACGGAGUUGGCAACGGAAGAAAGCCAAGAGCAAGACACCUUGAGAUAUAUGCAAGCUCGUGGCGAUGUGUUCAAUAUGUUUCGGUGGACCCUUUGGCAUCUUUAUGAAGUAUUAACCAAUGUAGAUCGUAAUCCCAGAAUACUAAAACAGAAGUAUCCGAAUUCGUAUCUGAAUUUGCCUCUCCUUAAAUUCGAGCUGCUUAAUAUGUAUGCCCAGCCACCUGAUCUAUUCCCCGUAGACAUCGAAGAAAUUAUGAGUGUGCUCAAGCGCAAGAUCUUUAAGCUGACAAAGGCCUAUACAUGGGAAAUGGAACCGCAAAUACCUAGCAGUGUAGACAAGUAUCAUGCAGAUUAUAUGGAGACCUGUGAUAAAGUUAAGGACUCGUCGGAAGAUCAGGAGCAAUCGGCUGUUCCUAACGAGGUAUUAUUAAAGGAGAAGACCCUGUACAACAUACCGAGUCGCAAACAGAUCAAGGUGCUGAGUACCAAAGUUAUUGAUCAAGCAAUCAAAAUAUACAAUACAUAGACUACAUAUACUAUUUAUUGAUCAAUAAACAAAAAACAG
Messenger RNA from Drosophila navojoa, 1826 nucleotides. RefSeq lists its product as uncharacterized. The record is from RefSeq and is a predicted model, not a curated record. Lineage: Eukaryota; Metazoa; Arthropoda; Insecta; Diptera; Drosophilidae.